GUGUCACAGCAGCCUGCGACUCCUACGACAACGGCUACUUAUUCCCCGGACGACGUGCGGGCAUCACCGUGGAGCACAGGUUCCCGCUCGCCCUCACGUCCAAACCCGCUGCUGCCGAGCUCCCGCUCGCCCUCCCAGACUCGCCAGGCAGUCGAGAGUGGCUCCAUGACCCCAAGAGGAGCCCACAAAGAGCGGUCGGGAAGCCGGAAGAGGACCGACGGCGAGCGCAGCCCAAGGACUCCCGAGACGACGGAUCCGGCGCUCUAUUUGCAAUCUCUGUUCCCGGCGGAGUCUCCGAAAUCCCCGCCGACUUCACCCCCGAGCCCAUCCCUGACAAGAACGGAGCAGCGGCACAAGGCCGUGGCAAGAAGCCUUUCUCGUCUCUUCUCCGACGAUGAGGAGGUGCAGCAAAGGAAGGGCGCGUCCCGGGCGACCACUGGCCGGCCACCGGCUGUGGCCCCAAAACCUGAGGAGGAGCCGCCGGCAAGGAAAACUUUGCGCCAAGGGCAGGCGCAGGAGGCCAAGCCACGUGGGCGGUCGCAGCCUGGACGGCGCGUGACAGAAUUGAAGGCAGCCUCCGAUGCGGCAGGAGGCGGUGUUCCAGUCGGCAAGGCCAAAAAACCUGCAACAAGCACUUCUCGUCCGCGCAAGACUGCGAGCACCAAAGUCGCUGACAGCCCCACAGAAAGGCCCAAGCCGCAGGUGUUGGGUCACGGUAGCCCACAAGCUUCGCAGCUGACACUGACGUUGUGCUGUGACUGCCAGUCCGUCCAAAGAAGGACCAUGCCGGCAGAUAUCCCCGAUGACGUCAAGAAGCAGUUGAUCAACGACCCGAAGGUCCAGAAGGCCUUGCAAGAGCAGGCGGCAAAGACAGGCAAGGAUGCCAUGGCAGCGCUGCAAGACCCGGAGGUGCAGAAGAUGAUCAUGGACACCUGCAAAGAGAAGUUUCCGGAAUAUGCGUCGCAAGCACAGGCGAAGAUCAGAGAUUUUUGCAACGACCCGGAGGUUCAGGCGGCCGCCAAGAAGUAUGCAUCUAUGGCCGGAGCGUAUGUGAUGCAGGCCGGUGGCGCCUUAGUUGCUCAGAUCGAGCAGGGCCCGGCUGGGGUGCGAUUCCUUUGCUUCCUAGCGAGUUGCUUCUCCCUGGCAGUCGGUAUCUUUCAGCUGAUUAGCAUCAGCCGCAUCACCAGCGAGCCUGUGAAGUAUGUCCUGUCGAUGUAUCAGGUGCUUUUCAGCGUGACGACGAUGCUGUUUGAAGCCCCACCAGAGUAUAUCGCCAAAGUCUCCGGCCUGAGCGGAUACCAGGACCUGCUGAUGGAGAAGUGCAAGUUCCUGUCCGAGACCAUCGGGCGUGGCGGCUUCUACAUCUUUCAGGGAACUCUCUGGCUCUGCUUUGCGUCUCUGACAGACAUCCUUGACCUGGCAGCCGGCUUCGCCAUGGUGCCUCUGCGCGAAAGUG
Molecule: messenger RNA, 1456 nt
Organism: Symbiodinium sp. CCMP2456
Lineage: Eukaryota; Dinophyceae; Suessiales; Symbiodiniaceae
Source: the annotation of a GenBank genome assembly